UCCAGGGAUGGGGUAAGACAGGCAGCUGUGAGUGAAAACAGUUGAGCUUGCAUCCCAACCACAGCUGGGCAGUUUGCAGAUGUUCCUUUGGGAGAGACCUCCACAGAUGGUGACCAUGGGCACUGGGGUGUGCCUGUUGGUGGUAGAAACCAGAGACAACCUGGGGUUUGGCUUCACAGAUCCAUCUGCACUUGACUAGCUUCUGGCCAUCAGAGAAGGAGCAACCCUUUUGCUAGGAGACCUACACUGCAAGUGAGGCCAGAGUUGACCUUGAAGUUGAGGGCCAAUGAAGCUCAGAGUAGCACAGACACUGGGCACUACCCCCAGGCAUUAUGAAGUUCUUCUUCUGUUGCUGCUGUUGGGCCUGGUGGAUGGUGUCUACCACAUACUUUCCCCAAGCUCAGCACAAAGGAGCAGAGCUGUGGGUCCUGGAGCUUCAGUGGGAAGCAGCAGGCCUAGUCUGUGGACCCUUCCAGGCAGGUUCCUGUUCCAGAUCAUCCCACAAAGAACAGGUCCCAGGUGCUGGCCCCGUAGGCUUCCAUCUGAGUCCCAGUUUUGGUAUAUCUUUGGUGCUGGGACCCAGCUCACAAUCCUAGGUCAGCCCAAGUCUGAGCCCUUGGUUACUCUGUUCCUGCCUUCCUUAAGGAAUCUCCAGGCUGACAAGGCCACACUGGUGUGUCUGGUGAGCGAAUUCUACCCAGGUACUUUGGUGGUGGACUGGAAGGUAGAUGGGGUCCCUGUCACUCAAGGCGUAGAGACAACCCAACCCUCCAAACAGACCAACAACAAGUACGUGGCCAGCAGCUACCUGACACUGGUAUCUGACCAGUGGAUGCCUCACAGUAGAUACAGCUGCCGGGUCACUCAUGAAGGAAACACUGUGGAGAAGAGCGUGUCACCUGCUGAAUGUUCUUAGACCACAAUCCUCCCUGCGACCUCAGGGGCCUGGAUCUGAAGUGCCAGAAAAAGUUUUUUCUUUCUUUCUUUCUUUCUUUCUUUCUUUCUUUCUUUCUUUCUUUCUUUCUUUCUUUCUUUCUUUCUUUCUUUCUUUCUUUCUUUCUUUCUUUCUUUCUUUCUUUCUGCCAUUAAUCAUCCCAUUGUCUUUCCUGUGCCUAAUACUCAAUAAAUAUCUUACCACCAACAAGAGAGUCUCACUUGCAUGCCCAGGGAUGCAGAGUUGGGAACCCAAUGGGAAACUAACCCAGAGGAGAGUUCCUAAUUUGAGCAUUGUCUGGGAAAUAGUGUUAUUGCUAAGAUUCCUUCCCAGGGGAGACAUACGCAACGUGUGCCCCUCCUCUUAAGGUCCCAAUGGCAAGUCAAGGUAUGAUUCCACCAAAGUUCAUUUUGGGAAACCAGUGAGUUUCUUUGCUUCCUUACAGAGCAUGGAUGAGGGGUUACUUGCCUGGAUGUGGGUGCUCCUCCCUCCUAACAGGCUGCGCCUGAAAAACCUUACCCAUAAGGGUAAGGACCUUUCUAUGCCCUCAUUAAUUAAGGCAGAAAAGUAUUCAACAGAUUGAAGGGAAG
This is a messenger RNA of Apodemus sylvaticus (European woodmouse), 1524 nucleotides long. It is a transcript of the gene Igll5, whose product is annotated as immunoglobulin lambda like polypeptide 5. Gene Ontology annotation, molecular function: MHC class II protein complex binding. Gene Ontology annotation, biological process: positive regulation of T cell activation; antigen processing and presentation of exogenous peptide antigen via MHC class II; peptide antigen assembly with MHC class II protein complex. The transcript is spliced from 3 exons. Gene Ontology annotation, cellular component: MHC class II protein complex. NCBI's taxonomy places the organism in Eukaryota, Metazoa, Chordata, Mammalia, Rodentia, Muridae. The record is from RefSeq and is a predicted model, not a curated record. Bases 287 to 916 code for a protein of 209 amino acids.